CAGGGUAAGCAGUAGAAUCCAAAUGAUUUGCUUAAUGGCAAAGAGAGUCUGAAUACAAAAACUAUGGAUGAAGCUAAUGAUAGUUCAAUGAAAACAAUGGAGGACCGAGACAAUCAAAGACAGAUGCGUUAUUCUGUUGAAACACCAUAUGGCUUUCAUUUAGACCUUGACUUUCUGAAAUAUGUGGAUGACAUUGAAAAAGGAAACACUCUCCGAAGAGUUCAGAUUAAUAGAAAGACCAGACAUCCCAAGUUUAGCACCUUACCAAGGAACUUCAGUGUUCCCGAUGAUGGCUCAUGUUUACAUAGAUUACCUUUCCCAGGAAGAGGUUGGACUUCUUCGUGUUCUGUUAUACCAAAAAGUAAAGUGGUUGGUGCAAAGGAAGUCUUUGAUAAUGAUGCAUCACAAAUAGUAAAUAGCAGUCAUGAGCUAAAUUUCACAACAAAUAGCCUGCCUGCAGAGGAAAGUAUAAGACCUUACCAUAAACAUUUUGCAAGCAGCAGCUUUAAACCACCACUUCUUCGAGCCUCAAGCAUGCCAGUUACUCUGUUACCAACUAGAAUGUCCGAGGAGCUAAGGAAUGUCCCGCCAGAUUCUUUCCACUGCAAUGGACUUAAUUCAAGUGACAAUAUUUCUUAUCCAGCAAGUGAGACCUUUGACACAAGUAGCACAGACAGCAUUGGAUGGAUUGGACUGGAGGACCAUAGCCAACUUGAUCAAAUCCAGGCUGCCUUGAAACGAAUAAAAGAAUUGGAAGAGCAAGUAAAAAGCAUUUCUGAACUUCAGAAGCAAGUUUUAGAACUGCAACAAGAGCGAACUCAACUUAAGACCCAGCUACUGCAACUUAGUAGCACAGCAGACACAAAAACAAAUGAAAGUACUAAGUUUCUUAAAGAAAGACAUGUAGGAGUAAUAGAAAACAAUGCAGACAGUGAUGCAAACAGCAAACACAUUCAAAUGCAUCCGACUGUUUUAGGAAUUACGGCACUUCUUCCUAGGAAAAAUGGUGGUUGCAAUUAUUUUCAAGGAAUGGAACUAAAUAUUUCUGAAAAUGACUUAGUUGAUGAACCUGUUAAAGCUGAACAUAGGAGCAUUGGUGUUACUGUCACUGAAGAAGACUUAAGACUGGAUCCCAUGGCAAACAUCUCUAGAGAUUGCCUUAACACAGCAAGUAAUACAAAAGUCGCUGAUCUUGAAAAACAACUGAUUUCCACCAUACAGAAACUUGAAAAAAAUAAAGACAUAUUAAAACAACAAGAAGACGAUAUUAAAGCUAAAGAUGCUAGCAUUCUACGUUUUCUGCAAAAAAUAACACAGCUAGAGACAGAACAAAAAAGUGCAGAAACCAAAGAAAUUGCAACACGCAAAAUGUCUGUUGAUCCUAUUAUGUACUGUCAUGUAGCAUCAAACACUGAAACCUUUGGAGGUUUUGAGCAAAAUAACGCAUGUGACAAAGUUAUAACCGCCCAGAUGCAAACUGCAACUCAGUCUGUUGGAUGUGGUGAGUGUAGCGUAGAUGUGUCUGUUACCCCAAUCAAGGAGUUAGUAUCUGUUGGAGUGAAUGUGAAUUGCAGUGAUGAAAGUACUACACAGAUGACAGCAAAGGAAGCCACUCUUUGUAAAGUGGUUGAUAAAGUUAUAAGUGAAAAAGCAGUGCAGACUGAAGAUAUCCAUGUUUCAGAAAUUCCUUAUUACAGAAGAGCUUCAGUCAAAGAAUCAAUUAACUUGGAAAGCAGGGAAGUAAAUAAAUGUAUCCAACCACAGCCCGAUGACUGCAGUUCACAGGCAUUUACAUUUGAUCACGCAGAAUGUAAAUCAGCUUCAAAAGAUGAACAGUCAUUUGUUGCAAUGCAUGAGGUAAACACAGAGGAGAAGGAACAUCAUCAGACAAAAAGCUCACAUUCUGCAGUGAAUGCUGCAAUCAGUCAGUGUGUAAAAAGAAUCCAAGAGUUAGUACAGGAACAAUGGAUAUGCUUGGAGCAUGGCUACCCUGAACUUGCCAGUGUGUUGAAACAGCCUGCAUCAAAGCUAAGUUCAAUUCAGAGGCAACUAGUAAAUUCCAUUAAUGCGCUUUCUGCAGUAUAUUCCUCACAGUCCUCAGACGUUACACAAGAGCAAAGCAUGGAGUGUCAGCAACCAGAGACAUCUCCAAUGACUGCUCUUAAAUCGAUCAUGAAAAAGAAAGACUGCAAGUUCAGUAAUGGGGAAAAUGGAGCCAAAAAGAAUCUCCAGUUUGUUGGUGUGAAUGGAGGUUAUGAAACCACAUCAAGUGAAGAUUCAUCAUCUGAUGAGGAUUUAGAAGAAGAUGCUGCUGAUUUGGAAGACAAGUGGAGCAAAUUGGCAGAAUGCCCAGCAGAGUGCCCUCCUAAAUGCCCACCAGAAGCCAUCAGUGAGGGUCUGCCAGCAGUGUUGAGUGGCUCUGAGAGUGUGAAAAAUGAAGACAACGAAUUACAGAAAGUUGAAGAUAAUACAACAACCGAGUCAGUAGAGGAGUCUGAAAGCCCUGUGAUCACAGCAGAGUUUAUUUCAGCAUGCUCCUUGUUAAACAACCACCUUUCAGAACUCAGGAACACUGCAGACAAACAACUGCGUCAGACCUUGUGUAGUACCUGUCAGGAGUGGUUUACAGUAUCAAGUCUGAAAGAAUCAGACCCUGCUGCAGUUGAGAUUUACGUAGAGAAAUUCAGAUCAAUCAGUGAUGACAUACUGGAGAUGUUUGUGAAUGUGGCUGACGGAAAUGGCAAUACAGCCCUCCAUUAUAGCAUUUCGCACUCGAACUUCGACAUUGUCAGGUUGUUGCUCAAUACAGGUAUGUGCAAUGUUAACCACCAGAAUAAAGCAGGAUACACUGCAGUGAUGCUGGCUGCAUUGGCUUCUGCUGAGACUGAAGAAGAUAUGAAGGUAGUCAUGCGGCUUUUCAAACAGGGAAAUCUGAACAUUCGAGCAACUCAGGAGGGACAAACAGCUCUGUUGCUAGCCACCAGCCAUGGAAGAGCAGACAUGGUGAAAGCUCUAAUCUCCUGUGGGGCUGAUGUGAACCUGCAAGAUGAUGACGGGACAUCGGCACUCCUGUGUGCCUGUGAGCAUGGACAUUUGGAAAUUGUUAAAAUUCUACUGGCCCAACCUGAAUGUAACAUAAAGUUAACUAACAAGAGUGGAGAAGGUGCAUUAUCCAUUGCUGUAAAUGCUGCCUAUGAGGACAUUACAGAACUUUUGAAGGUCCACUCAGAGCAGACAGUGUCUUCAGCACAAUAAUUUUUUUGUUGCAAACGGGCUUCACAGAACUAGAAACAUACCGAAGCAGAUUUAUUAUGCACCACAUUACUGAAUCUGGAUGUAUUAAUUAUACAUUUUGACUAAAAGAACUUUAUUUUAGAGUAUCUGAACUCACCUCACCUCAAGCUUCAAACAUUUCUUUGUAAAGAGCUUCAUUAUGAACCAAGACAAAAAUAUACACAUGCAUGCUGUUACUCAAGGAUCUUUUUAAAAUAAUUGUAUAGCUACUUUCAGUAUCAGUUAUUUACUGUAAACAGUGUUCUUGUUGAUGUUGUAGUACUGAUUUCUGAAGGAUCAUUGCUGCAGGAAAUAUGAAAUUUUACUUAUUUGCUUUUAAACAGACUGAAAAUAAGGCUGGCCAAGUAGGUUUUUACUCAACAAAUGACUUUGUAGUUUGCAGUUUUAUGGUACAAUGUGCAGCAAUUUUUUUUGUUUUUCAGUGAACAGAUUACGAGGUUAUUUCAUAUCCAUUUUAAGGCUGAAAA
Messenger RNA from Protopterus annectens (West African lungfish), 3761 nucleotides. RefSeq names its product KN motif and ankyrin repeat domains 4 (gene KANK4). NCBI's taxonomy places the organism in Eukaryota, Metazoa, Chordata, Ceratodontiformes, Protopteridae. Gene Ontology annotation, molecular function: protein binding. The record is from RefSeq and is a predicted model, not a curated record. The coding region runs from base 64 to 3255 and encodes 1063 amino acids. Gene Ontology annotation, cellular component: cytoskeleton; cytoplasm. Gene Ontology annotation, biological process: negative regulation of actin filament polymerization. The transcript is spliced from 9 exons.